AUAAAUUCGUUUGUAUUGUGUUAAGGUGUUUAUCAGUGUUUAGUUUGCAUUUCUGUUUUUGUCUUCAUCGAUGUGCAUAUAAUUAGUAAAAAUACUUUUGUAGCGCUCGACACAAGCAGUCGCAUAAAACCACCCAGGAAUAGGAAAAUAAUAAGUUCAUGUCUUCUCAUAUCUUGCGCUAUAGAAAUGGUCAAAGUGUAAUUAAAAAUUAGUUUAUUCAAAAAACGUAUAAACCAUUAUAUAAUAAAAACCAGUGAUAAAAAAAAAACUAAAUGCAAUCGAUUUGACUUCAUUUGUAUCACAUCUGAUCAAAUAAGAACGCUUUUGGGAACUAAGCUAGUUCUCCAUAACGUAAUAAAUGUUUACAUUAAUAGCUUUCGGUGCAAUAAAUACAUAGUUUAACAGAAUAGCUUACUAAUAAAUCACGUAAAAGAAAAAUUAAGUAAAUACUGGUUUAAAAGUGUAAACAAUUCUUUAAAUAAAAUACUAUAUAAUUAAUAUUUUGUAUUUAAAUAUACCGCCAAAUUGGCUUCGCAAAGUUCUUUCCUCGAUAUUUACAUUAUGGCCUGGGAACAUGGCAGCUCUCCGGUGGAUUGGUGUGAGGGAAAUUAUCUGAUAUCUUCAAAUAUAGCAGAAUUCGUGAAUACGACAAGUAAUUUUCUGUUUCUGCUCCUGCCGCCAGUGUUGAUAUGUUUAUUUAAGGAGUAUGGGCGUUUCGUAACACCUGGUAUACACGUCCUCUGGGUUCUACUUAUAAUAGUGGGUUUAAGCUCAAUGUACUUCCAUGCAACGCUCAGUUUAAUUGGUCAAUUACUUGAUGAGCUGGCGAUUUUAUGGGUUUUUAUGGCUGCUUACUCAUUGUUCUUUCCAAAAAAGUAUUAUCCAAAAGUCUUCCGUAAUGACCGGAAAACAUUCAGCGUGUUCAUGUUUCUUUCGGCGAUUUUUGCGACGGGCAUGUCGAUUUGGAAGCCCAUAGUUAAUGCGUUUGUACUAAUGGCUAUGGGCGUGCCAACAAUGAUAAUGAUGUAUCGUGAGCUGCAAAGAGUGCGAGAUCAGCGUGUUUAUCGGCUAGGCUUGCGUUGCACCGCCGUUUGGCUGGUUGCAGUUUUCUGUUGGAUCAACGACCGAAUGUUCUGCGACGCUUGGUCGGCUAUUAAUUUUCCAUAUCUACAUGGUUUUUGGCAUAUAUUCAUAUUCAUCGCUGCAUAUACGGUUUUAGUUUUGUACGCGUACUUCUAUGUCGAAACCGAGUUGCCACAACGCCAACCGAUGCUAAAGUAUUGGCCUAAAAACGAUUUCGAAUUCGGCAUACCAUUCAUAUACAUACGAAAUCCGGGCAUGACCAUCAAGAGUGCCAUCUAAAAAAUAUAAAUACUUAUGUACAUACGAGUAUACAUACAUAUAUUAUAUAUAUAUAGCUAUACAUAAUUAGUUUCACCGAGGAUGCGCCGCUUAGAAAUUAAAAAGUAGAUCAAAAAGACAAAUACAAAUGUUAUAUAUCAAUUUUACAACACAUUUUUAUUAGUGCAAAAUUAUUAUGCAUAAGUUUAAGCAUGCAUACAUAGUACAUGUGUAUGUAUGUAUGUUUCAAAAUGUCAGAAUAGCUUAUAAGUAUUACCUGUUGUAGCUGCGAAAGUACGAAAUUAUAGAUUUAGCUGCAAUAGAGAGUGUAUGUAGGUACAUAAAUAUAAACUACAUAUGUAUGAUGCCAAAUUUAAUUGUAUUCGUCUAACACUUGGCAGUUGUAAAUGAAAGCAAUUAGUUUUUUCUAAAAAUACCCUCUAACAAGAAUGACUAUAUUUUCCAUAUAAAGUUGCGGUGACUGUUUGCGUUUGUGGUUAACCUGUACGAAAAGUGUCAUCUUUAUUUCUAAUAAUUGGCUAAAUAUUGUAUAAAUGUGUUAUGUAGAAUAUAAUUUAGUUAUAUACAUUGAAAAGCUUUUUUAAUACCUAAGUUUAUCUGUUUUCAAUUAGUAUGCAAUAUAUAGCGUUGUUCUAAGAAAUACAAUAAAUAAUUAAUUUAUUUAAAUAGCUAUUAAAUUGUGCUCAAACCAAAUACUAAAUUAGUUUUUAACAAAAUACAUAUAUGUAUGUAUGUGUUUUAGCACCAAUCUGAUUGUAAUCCACAAACCAGCUAAAUCUUUCAUUUCAUUUCAUAUUACAAUGAAAUAUUAUUAUUAUUAUUUUAUACCAUAUUAUAUAUCUUCCAAACCAGGAUUGCGCGUUUUUUAAUUUAAAAACAUUUUUAUUUAAAAACUAUAUUUUAAAUUUUGAAUAAAAAUUGUUUUAUUUAAAAUCUAGAUUUAUAAUUUUUAAUACCAAUUUCAAUUCGAUUUCGAAUUUUUAAUUCCGGCUUUGGAAUUAUCUAAAUCAAAACUAAAAAUUUAAUUUUUAAUUUUGUGAUAUAAAAAAAAAUUUAAUUGAAAACUUCUUGAUUUAAAAACUAGAUAUUCUAAGUCAGAAUUGAAAAUUUUAUUGUAUAUUUUGAAAAUUAAAAAAAAAAAUUAAAUGUUUGAUUUCAGUUGUUUGAGUCUAAAAAAAUAAGAAAAUAUUUUGUAAAUUAAAAAUUGGAGUCACAAAAAAAUAUUUUUCAAAUGAAAAGAUUGGAUAAAGGGCUAAAGAAGGAAAUAUUUACAUAUUUCUAAUUAAAACACUAUAAUUAAAAACAAUUAAAUAUAAAUAAGAUAAAGAGUUUCGAACUAGUUCAAAUUUGUGUAAAAAAGAGCUUUCAUUUUCAUAUGUUAACCAUGAUGGUGUAACAAAGUUGUAGUAGAAGUAUGCAAACGAGUAAAAUCGUAAUUUCUAAAACAAUUACUUUUCUAAAUUUGAAUUAUAAACAUGAGUUUCAAAUUUUCUUGUUAUUUUUCAAUCCAGUAUUUUUUGUAAUUCCAAAACCCGGAAUAUAAAUUGGAAAUGUAGUAAUGCUCACAAAUACCGGGUUGAAAAUAAAAUUUUAAAAUCGUAAUAAAAAUUAAAUUUUUAUUUGUUUAUUUAUCUACCCGGUAUUUGGGAUUAAAAAUCCCAUGGAUUUGGGGUUACAAAUAAAAAAAUAUUUUUAAAUCACAUUUUCGAGAUUACAAAAUCAAAUCAAAUUUAAAUUUCUAAAACAAUUAUUUUUUUAAUUUUCAUUUAUAUAUGUACAUGAGUUUAACAUUUCCUCUUUAUUUUUUAGUUCGGUAAAAAAAAUUAAAAAUAAAACUUUUAAUCCGGUUAUUAAUAAGUAUUUCAUUUUUAGUUUUUAAAUCCGGUUUUUGAAAUUACUUUUUUUUUUUAAUUUUAAUAUUAAAAAUCCCUAUUACAUGUUUAUGUUGGAAAUUUAAAAUUAUUUUUAAUUAAUAUUUUCGAAAUUAAAAAAUCAAAAAAAGUUAUAAUUAAUAAUUUUUAAUGCAAUAUUUAUGACCCUGAUUAAUAUUAUUCUAAAAUUUUACUAUUUUUUCUAAAAACUACCAAAAAGAGUUUGACAGAAAAAUCAAAAAUUAAAAUCGAUUGUGAUAUUUCUUUCAUUAUUAUUUUUAUAAAAACCUCCUAUACAUACAUAUGUAUGUAUAAAACUCUUAUGGAAAUAAUUACAUAAAAUGACCAUACAGCCCUCUUAUUUAUAUUAUAAAUGUGUGAUUGCAUCCAUUAAGUUCCUAAAGUUUAUAGUGAUGUUAACAAAAAAACUUGAUAUUCAUACUUUUAGUUACUAUGGCUAAAAUUUACAGUUUACUGAAUAAAUUUUAAAAAAUUCAUUAUUUGAUGUUCUACAAUACAGUAUGAGUAGUUUUGCGAAUUUAUGCACUCAGUUUGACAUUUUAAGAAAAGGAAAUGUCAAUAACAUAACAUUAAUUUUGCACACAUCUGUAUUUCUCUCAUGGUUUUUUGCAGUAGAUAAAGAUUUUAAACCAUUUCUUUUUCAACUUUUAUUGCUUACAUUUAUCAUUCGCCCAUAAAAUUAUUUAUACCUUAAAAAUUAAAUUAUAUUUAUAAUACAUUACAUACAUAUAACCUCUAAAAGGGAUAAAAAUUUUAAAUUUAUUUUCUGCAGCGAGCCAUUUUUUAAAAUGCAAAUUUAACAAUCUGUGUUUACAGAAUACAUAUUAAUUUAUAUUUGUAUAAAUAUCGUGAAAUAUCUUAUCAACUUUUAAUACAUUUCCGGAGUUUCUCUACAAUUUUUCACAAGUUAGCCAAUACAAAAGAGCAAGCAAAUAGAUAACAGUAUUACUCAUUCAUUCUUUUUUUAUGAAAUCACUAAAAAGAACGUCUAAACUACAAUACUAUUUCAGCUUUUAUAGAUAUGUAAUAAGUAGGCACUGAUAAAUGAUAUCUUUCGAUAACAUCAAAAUUAUAACAAAAAAUU
Molecule: messenger RNA, 4338 nt
Organism: Bactrocera dorsalis (oriental fruit fly)
Lineage: Eukaryota; Metazoa; Arthropoda; Insecta; Diptera; Tephritidae
Gene: bwa
Product: alkaline ceramidase
Exons: 4
Coding region: 562-1362 (266 amino acids)
Biological process (GO): ceramide metabolic process
Cellular component (GO): membrane
Molecular function (GO): hydrolase activity, acting on carbon-nitrogen (but not peptide) bonds, in linear amides
Source: RefSeq, a predicted model, not a curated record